AUGAGGGAGCUUAUUGCAAAAGUUCUAGCAAAUAGGCUUAAGCAUGUUUUACCAAACAUUAUUUCUAGUCUGCAGAGUGCUUUUGUGCCUGGUAGAUCUAUUAUUGACAAUGUGAUGGUGGCCUAUGAGAUCCUUCAUACCAUGAAAGCAAGACAAAAAGGAAGAGAAGGAAGCAUGGCCUUAAGGCUAGACAUGUCUAAGGCAUAUGAUAGAAUUGAGUGGACUUUUCUGAGGUCCAUAAUGAAGAGGCUGGGUUUCUGUGACAGAUGGAUCCAGUUGAUUAUGAUUUGUGUAGAAUCGGUUAGAUAUUUAGUUGUGGUAAAUGGAAAGGUUGGUGAUACUUUCAUGCCCACUAUAGGUUUAAGGCAAGGUGACCCAUUGUCUUCUUAUCUUUUUAUCUUAUGUGCUGAGGGACUGAGCUCUAUAUUGAGUAAAGCUGCUGCAAAUGGGAGAGUUAAAGGAGUAGCUGCUGCUACAGGAGGGACUCAAAUUAAUCAUCUCCUCUUUGCUGAUGAUUGUGUGAUCUUCAGCAAGGCAAGUAAAGAGGUGUGGUUGGCUAUACAUGAUCUUUUGCUUUUGUAUGAAGUUUCUUCAGGCCAAAAGCUGAAUAGAGAGAAGACAACAAUCCUUUUUAGUCCCAAUACAAGUGAGCUGGUUCAAGAGGAAAUUAUUUAUGAGGCUGGUGAAAUUGUUUGUGGAGAUUAUGGAAAAUAUCUUGGUCUUCCAACCAUGAUUGGAAGAUCAAAGUAUGAAACUUUUAGGAGUAUAAAAGAAAGGGUAUGGAGGAAGAUUAGAAGCUGGAAAAAUUCCUUUUUAUCAAGUGCAGGUCGAGAGGUGUUAAUUAAGGCUGUAUUACAGUCUAUUCCUACUUAUACGAUGAAUGUGUUCAGAUUUCCAAGGAAGCUGUGCAAAGACAUCAACUCAAUGAUUGCAAAUUUCUGGUGGAGUGGUAAUAAAGACAGUAGGGGUAUUCAUUGGAAGGGUUGGGAUAAAAUGGGUGAAAAUAAAAAGAAUGGUGGGAUGGGGUUUAGGGAUAUUGAUGUUUUUAAUAGGGCUAUGUUUGCCAAACAAGAUUUCAAAGUUAGAUCACCUAUUAAUACAUUACCUGCAGACUCGAAGGUAAGCUCCCUUAUCUUUGAGGAUCUUCAUUGCUGGAAUGAGAGGUUGGUAGGUGAUAUGUUUAGUAAGGAAGAGGCUGCUCAGAUAUGCAGUAUACCUUUAAGUUGGCAUGGUGAGGAAGAUAAAAUUUUAUGGGGCUUUACUAAGGAUGGCAGGUUUUCUGUGAGAAGUGCCUAUCAUUUAGGCAAUGACAUGGGAAGAUCGAGGCUUGGGGAAUGUUCUAGUAGACAAACUCAGCAACAAAUUUGGGAAGGGGUUUGGAGUCUAAAUGUUCCUAAUCCUACAAAACAGUUUGUGUGGAAGGCACUGAAAGGCAUAUUACCAACAAGGCAGAACCUAGUGCAGAGAAAAAUAAUAGAAGAUGCUACUUGUAAUAUCUGUCAUGGAGAUGUAGAAACAGUAUGUCAUGUGCUAUGGUCCUGUCUAGCUGCAAGUGAUGUAUGGGCUGAAAGUGGAAGUGGACUUCAGAAAUGGAUAUGUGAAGAAAAAGAUUUUUUCCAGGUGUGGUCUGAUAUGCAGACCAGAUUGCAGCAGAGCAAAUUAGAAGAGAUGAAGGGGCCUAUGCAUCAGACAAGGAAAAAUACAAAAUGGAUGCCACCAGAUGAAGGAAUUUCAAAGGUAAACUUUGAUGCGGCUAUUGACAAGACUAAUUACAGAUUGGGAUUGGGCAUAGCAGGAAGGAAUCAUGUGGGAGAGGUUCUAUUUUCUUUUAGUUCUUCAAAAUUGUUUAGUGGUAGCUCUGAUAUGGGUGAAGCAGCGGCUCUAUGGAGAGCUAUAGAACUUGUUAUGGAGCUGGAUGUCAGGAAUGUAGUGUUUGAAGGAGAUGCUAACAGGGUGAUCAAAGGGGUAACAGAUGUAAGGGGAAAUUAUGCAUGGAUGGAGCAGAUGUAUGCUAAUAUUCGAAGCAGGUUGAGUUUGAGGCAUGACUGGUCUAUGAAUUUCAUACAUAGAGAAGGGAAUUGUGUGGCUCAUGAAUUGGCUAAGAGAGCUUUAAGAGUGGAAAGGGAAUGGUGCUGGAUUUAG
This is a messenger RNA of Carya illinoinensis, 2142 nucleotides long. RefSeq lists its product as uncharacterized. The record is from RefSeq and is a predicted model, not a curated record. The transcript has 4 exons. Bases 1 to 2142 code for a protein of 713 amino acids. Gene Ontology annotation, molecular function: nucleic acid binding; RNA-DNA hybrid ribonuclease activity. Lineage: Eukaryota; Viridiplantae; Streptophyta; Magnoliopsida; Fagales; Juglandaceae.